Molecule: messenger RNA, 1129 nt
Organism: Amphimedon queenslandica
Lineage: Eukaryota; Metazoa; Porifera; Demospongiae; Haplosclerida; Niphatidae
Exons: 6
Coding region: 451-1026 (191 amino acids)
Biological process (GO): signal transduction
Molecular function (GO): protein binding
Source: RefSeq, a predicted model, not a curated record
ACAGCAAUAUAUGCAGUAGAGUAUAAUCCUAUGAAUGUUUAUUACAUUCAUAGUAACUCCUAAAAAGGAAAAAGGAAGUGGGUAAUAGAUAACCUAAACCUGCCCAUUUGCUGAUACUAGCAUUCUUAAGUGAAUAACAAUAAUGGCUGAAGGAGGUAAAAGUGCUAAGGAUGUCUUUAAAAAGACACUACCAAAACUUAUAAACGUACUUGGAAAGGAUCCAUCCUUUUCUGUAGUCACUGCUUCUCUCAAUGCUGAAGACCUGAUAACUGAUCAAGAGCUUGAAGCCAUUAUGACCAAACAAGGUGUUGAAAGAGGCAGGGAAGUGGCUUUACCCUAAGAGACAAGAUAAAGGAUAGUGAUGACCCUAAUGCCUGUUUACUUGAAAUAUGUGAGAUAUUUGAAUCUGAACUAGUAGACAAUGCUACAUUGAAGAAACAUGGAGAAAGCAUGAGAACAAGCAUAUCAAAUGGAACAGCUGCUACACCAGUUCAAGUACCAGCUGUUACUCCUUCAGCUCCACCUUAUCCUUCAGCAGCAGCUCUGCCUAGGACUAACCCUAAUGAGCUAGGCAUAGGUGAUUUAGAUAUAGUGCUAAGUGUUUUAGCCAAUGAAUUGGUACCUACUGCUACAGUGUCAUCUAAUGGAAGCAGUAGAUCUACUAGUAGUACCAGCAUGCAAACUGCUAGUACUAGUAAUACUGAUAAUGGGAAAAGGACACUAGAUAUAGAGGAUGUUGAAAUGGUAACAACAGUUUUAAAUAAAGCUUUGUUUGGUGCAACAAAAUGGGCGAACUUGGGCCUGAAGCUUGGUCUAUUGAUAUCAAGACUCAAUGUCAUUGGAGAGGAAGGUGGUGAUGCAUACAGACACUUGAGGAGGACUAUAGAAGUAUGGCUAGAGGAAGAAGAUAAUGUAACUAGUAGAACAUGGCAGACUUUGAUAGAAGCUGUGGCGAGAACAGGAGACCGUGCAGCUGCUCAAAUAAUACCCGAUAUACUUAAAACCCUUUACAAUAUUAGACUUUAAUAAUGAUAAUAGCACAGUACAGUUUUAAGUAAUUAUUAUGAGUUGAAAUGAUUGGCAUAUUGUUUUGGCAGAGGUGCCAGGAGCUAGUAAAUAAUUGCUAUCA